This is a messenger RNA of Melampsora larici-populina 98AG31, 1666 nucleotides long. RefSeq lists its product as uncharacterized. NCBI's taxonomy places the organism in Eukaryota, Fungi, Basidiomycota, Pucciniomycetes, Pucciniales, Melampsoraceae. The transcript is spliced from 16 exons. Gene Ontology annotation, biological process: malate transmembrane transport. Gene Ontology annotation, molecular function: malate transmembrane transporter activity. Bases 276 to 1427 code for a protein of 383 amino acids. Gene Ontology annotation, cellular component: membrane. The record is from RefSeq and is a predicted model, not a curated record.
GGUCAGGAUCACAACUUCGUCUGGUUCAUAUCUUAUCUUUAUCCAGACCUCCGUGCUAUAGCAAACAUACCAAUACUUGAGCUCAGCUGCAUUGAAACUAGCGGUCUUGUGAUCACCAGCCCUUCAGUUGUCUUAACACCUUCUGCGACUUUAGAGUUAUAAUCUUCCCGAUAUCUGAAUUCUUGAGCAUGUUUCUAGACCAACAAGAUGCUGCUCCCCGAAGGCCGGGGCGAGUUUCUACGAUGGUAGUUCCGAAAAAGUCGGCCCUUUCCAAAAUGAUUCAUGGUAUUCACUGGCAGGCCUAUCCACUUGGUAUGGGAACGGCUUCGGUCUAUAUCUUGCUCUACAACUUGAAGAAGCAUCCUGCAUGGUUGACGAAGCUUGAGAUCGUACUUUUCAUCCUAAAUUGCCUCAUCUUUAUAUCUGCAACGUCGUUAUUGGGGGUCCAAGCAUUCCUUUACACGAAACAAUUCAAACGGGUUAUCAUGGAUCCCAAUAGAAACUCGUUCAUUCCAACUUUUGCUUUGAAUUUCGCCACCAUCAUUGUGGGGCUUGUAAACUAUGUUGUGCCAGCCGGACUCACCAUCGAGGAGGUGUAUGUGAUAUUUUGGGUAUAUGUGGCGAUGUCAUCAGUUGUUGCAUUCUCUGUCAUGACCAUCUGGUUUUUAAGGCCAAGAGAUCCGUUGGGAAGCAUGACACCCGCAUGGGCCUUUCCUGUGUUCCCGUUGAUGUUUACAGGGGUUGUGGCCAUCAAUGUCUUACGUAUAGUGCCGUUAACUGACCCCCGAGCCGUCACUGUUGUUGUGGUAGGGCUUUUGGGCUUUGGCGGGGGAGCUUUCAUGAGUAUAUUCUACUUGUCGAUUUUUUUACUCCGACUGAUGCACACUGGAUUCAUGGCUGGUCAUCAAGCAAAUGGUGCAUUCGUGGCCGUGGGCCCUCCGGGAUUCAGUGCUUUGGUCUUCUUCCACAUGGGAAAAGCGUGUCGAACAAUAUUACCGGCCAACAAGCUUAUCUCUGAAUUAGCAGGCGAAGUUUGGUUCGCUGGAUGUGUCUUCGUAGGAAUCAUGCUUACUGGCACUGCUUUCUUACUGUUCAUCCUCGCCGUUAUUCCCUAUUGGAGUCGCUUACACAAACAUCUUGACGAGAUUUUGGGAUGCUGGGCGACAACUUUUCCGAAUGUCGGCCUCAUCUUGUCACUGAAGUUCCUUGGAGAGACAUUCAACUCUCCAACGUUCUUUGCGGUUCAGUUUGUGAUGACUAUGCUCAUCAUCAUAGCAUAUGUGGCCGUCUUCUGUCUGACAGGGGUUGCAAUCUACAAAGGGGUUAUCUUUUCCAGUAAUGACAAGGCGAUCUUUGCGGAUGACUAUGACCUUGAUAAUAUGAAGGUGAAGGUUGCAGAUGAACGCAGCCUGGAUUACCAUGCGUAGUAACUCAUCUAUUUUUUAAAUCUUCUUGUUUGCUCUCGACUUGGAAUUUGGAAGUCACUUAUUAUGUCGCACUAUUGUUUUCAAACACUUUCAUGUACUACAAUUUCUCUGCAGAUACAACUAGAUAUUCCAGAUCUUAGAUUUGCCCAAAGGCAAAGUGCUUUCUUCUCUCAAAUUACACUUCUUUCAAAAUGACAAAUUAGAGCAACCCCUAUCAUGGGGGUGAUUUAUUGAAGCAC